UGGGGGGGUGGUGUCAGCUGGUCAUCAACCCAAGCUGGCCCAGUCCGGGCGACUCCAGAUCUCGCUGCUGCCCGACCCAGGUAGGACUCCAGAAGCUGGGGAGGCGGGCAGGGUACAGCUGGCAGCCUCCCGGAGGACAAUGCACCCAGCUCUUGGCCAUCCCCGCUCGGUCUCUGUCUUGUCCUGGUCCAGCUCUGUCCUGCCGCUCCCAGCCGCCACCGGGUCGCAGCCCUUUUUCCUCCAGGGGGGUUUCCCUCGUGGCGGGAGAGGCUCCAGCGACAGCAACACCAGCACCAGCGCCAGUACCAGCCUGGGGGAAAGCCGCGGCGGGAGCAGCGGUUCCCCCAGCAGCAGCACCGGCGCAGAGCGGGAGGACAACCACAACCAGAGCGUCAGUAUACGCAAACCACUGGUUCCCACUGCCGCCACUGCCGGGAUCGCGGGACCCCUAGCCCCAAACGCUGACCCAGCAGCGCGUGUGGCUUUCUCCUCCUCGGCCGCCACCCCCUCCUCCACGCCCACCUACUCCUGCAGCAUGACAGCAGCGGACGUCAGUGGGAGUGCUGCCAGGGGCAUCUUCAGUGGGGGUGCUGCCGGGAGUGUUGGGGGCCCCGGGGCCCGCUUGGCUGGGGUUACCACCGGUGGCGCAGGGACCAGCAGCGGCGCCUCCUGCUGUUCGUGCUGCUGCUGGUGUAGCCACAAGGCCCUGGCACCGCCAGACUACAGAGGUCAGCAUCACAGUGGCGGCUGCGCCCCUAGUUCGGGGUGUCGUUGGGGCUACCAGGUACUGUCCGUGGUGCUGCUUUUGGCACAGGGAGGGCUACUAGACCUGUACCUCAUCGCAGUCACCGACCUGUACUGGUGUUCCUGGAUUGCCACCGACCUGGUGGUGGUGGUGGGCUGGGCCAUCUUCUUCGCCAAGAACAGCCAGGGCCGUCGGGGCAGUGCUGGGAGCCAUCACCAGCACCACAAUCAUGCCUCGCCGCCUCUGCACCUGCCCGCUGCUUCCAUUGGGGCUGCAGCAGGGACCAAGGCUCACGGUGGCUGCAGGGGCUCCGGAGGUCCAGGGGGUGGUUUAGGGGCGGCUGAGGCGGUGGGCGAGUUCGCCUUCGCCUACCUGGCCUGGCUCAUCUACUCCAUCGCCUUCACGCCGAAGGUGGUGCUCAUCUUGGGCACGUCCAUCCUGGACCUCAUUGAGCUGCACGCACCCCUGGGCACCACAGGCUUCCGCCUUACUAUGGCGCUGUCGGUGCCUCUGCUCUACAGCUUGGUGCGGGCCAUCAGCGAGGUGGGCACUCCCCUGAGUUCAACAGGCCCCUUGAUCCUGCAGCCCCAGCAACACCGCGCCUCGGGAUGUUUCCUAGGCACGUGUCUGGAUCUGCUUGACAGCUUCACCCUAGUGGAGCUGAUGUUGGAAGGCCGCGUGCCACUCCCCACACACCUUCGUUACCUGCUCAUCAUAGUUUACUUCCUCACCCUCUCCUCGCCCGUGCUUUGGCUGUAUGAACUCAACGCGGCAGCAGCCGCAGCCGCAGCCGCAGCCGCAGCUUUGUCCUGGGACCAAACUCCUGGACCUGGCAGCUGCAGCCGCCUUCUGCGCCUACUGGGCGGCUGCCUGGUGGACGUGCCCUUGCUGGCGCUGCGCUGCCUCCUGGUGGUGAGCUACCAGCAGCCCCUCUCCAUUUUCAUGCUCAAGAAUCUCUUCUUCCUUGGAUGCCGUGGCCUGGAGGCCCUAGAAGGCUGUUGGGACCCUGGAAGUCCAGCUUCUUCCAGUCGGGCUUCUUCCAAUCGGGCCCGAGGGUGCUACGGCGCUCCACCCUCUGCCCCGCCUCCACUGCCACCUCCACCACCACCUCAGGGAGACUCUCAGCUGAGUCUCUGUAUCACAGAGAACAAUGAGGCAGGGGCCCAUGGCUAUGUCAACACCCUAGAUGUGGCCUCACAGAAUUAAGGGGAAUAAAGGAGGUAGGGCUUGCUUUUCAGUUGAGAGACCUCAGCUCCCUUGUCCUCUAACCUUCUCUCACCCAGGUUACAUCAAGAUUUGUUUAGAAGAGGUAACUGUUGUCCAGCCCAAGUGGCUCUAGUGGUUGAGCGUGGACCUAUGAACCAGGGAGUCAUGGUUCGAUCCCCCAUCGGGGCACAUGUCCAGGUUGAAGAUUCAAUACCCAGUAGGGGGGUGUGCAGAAGGCAGCUGAUCAAUGAUUCUCUCUCAUCAUUGAUGUUUCUAUCUCUCUCUCCCUCUUCCUUCCUCUCUAAAAUCAAUAUAUAUAUUUUAAAAAGAACAGGUAACUGUUAAUAGAGUUAAGGGCUAGUGUGUCCUUUUGCACUCCUUGGGUCAAGACUGCUUGGAGGAAGACCAGCAGCUAAUAGUGAGGGAGGAGGGUCCACUCACUCUAUUCUCCCUUCUCCAUGCCUGACCCUAAUUCUCACUUCUAAGAGUCUGGAUACCUCUUCUUCUUGCUUUUGCCACCUCUAACCUAAUUCCUAGCCAUUGUGUGGAGGAGGGAGGAAUGGAGGAAAGGAGGUGCCCAGGCACAGGGUGCUGGGCCUUAGGCCUUCUGUCUUACUUAGAAGUGCCAGCUUCUCUUAGGCUGUGGUUAAUGACCAUUUCCCAUGCCUUGAAAUUGACUCAGAAUCCACUGUCCCCUCAUGUGUUUAUUGGAUUUCUUCCAAAUGGUAGAUGCAAAGUCUAUGUCUCUAUGUACGUGUAGUAUUAUUUUCUUAUGUCUACCUUGUGGCCGGUUGCAAUCAGUAGGAGAACUGGGGGGGGGGGCCCAGCCCACUAUACAUACCACCACCCUCCUUGUUCCUACCUAAACUUGUGGCAAUAAAUUCCCAGAAAGAGCUGGGCUCCUGGGAGCUGCCCAGUUUCUCUUCUUCAAGAGAGAAGCUCACCCAGGAUCUUCCUCUCUUCUCAGCUUAUGGAAAAGAGAGUGUCAGACGAUUCAUAUUCUAAGGACCAAACUGCACCCUUUCUUGGGAGAAUGGCAUUUCUACCUCCAUGCUUUUGACUUUUGUUGCAUCAUGCACUGAUGCUGCUUGCAAAAAAUAAAGACAAAAUACUUGGCAGUUGCAUUCAACAUGGUCACUGGAUCCAGGUGGGAUUUUGAUGUCAAGGUUGUUACAAGGUCUGUGGAGUAUCAGCCAUUGGCUUGGCUGUCUCUCUCCCUAUGCAUCCAUAUCUCUUUUCCCAAGGUUUGUUAUUGGCUCAGUCAGAUCUUGGCUCAGAACAGCACCCUUUGUGGGGUUCCUGGAUAGAUAUGAAGUUGGGUCUCUCAUAGGCCCACCUGUCCUCCCUGUAGGAAGUUUUGUGAAGACCAGAAAUGGUGGUGGUCAUUUUUGUCCUUUGCUCUGUUAAGAGAAUCUCCAGGGAAAAUGCAGGCUUCAUGGAAUAGGGUAGGCAAACCCACCACUGCCCAGUCUUUCUCUCUGGUAUUCCUCUUGUUGAGGUUGAUGAGAAGGGACAUUCAGGGGUUUCCCACUAAUAGUCUUAAUGUGGGCAUCACUCUUGGAAUCUUGGAGGUAGAAUAAGUAAGAAUAAGUAUUUUUAGGGGAGGUAAGCGUGCAAUUGGAAGCAAGACCAGGAAAUACUCUCCUCCACCCCACAAUAGGAUAGAGGGGUGAAAUUGUAAGAAUUUUUGUUUCACUUUCACUUUCUUAUGCUCGGGAAGUUCUGUGUGGUGUAGUAAACCCGGGACAAAGGAUCAGAAAAAUCAUGGAUUUUAGUUUUGACUGUCACUUUUGCUUUCUGGGCCUCAGUUUUUUUUACAUGAGAUCACUUUUUCCCAACUUCUUGGGGGCUUGGUGACAGAAAACACCCAUGUGGA
Molecule: messenger RNA, 3827 nt
Organism: Myotis myotis
Lineage: Eukaryota; Metazoa; Chordata; Mammalia; Chiroptera; Vespertilionidae
Gene: TMEM121B
Product: transmembrane protein 121B
Exons: 1
Coding region: 140-1951 (603 amino acids)
Source: RefSeq, a predicted model, not a curated record